AUGAAACUGCCCGAUCACAUUCAGCACUCGCACGAUUUCCGGGAUGCGGCGGAAUUUGCCGGCAAAAAUGUGCUGGUCAUCGGACGGAGUUACUCGGCGGAGGACAUCGCCGUGCAGUGCCACAAAUACGGCGCCGCUUCCGUCGUCAUCAGCUACCUCCGCGGUCCCUUCGGCUUCGACUGGCCGCCCGGCAUCACCGAACGCCCGCUGCUACGGGAGCUCCAGGGGAAGACCGCCUACUUCCGGGACGGGUCGACCGCGGAGGUGGACGCCAUCAUCCUGGCCACGGGCUUCCAGCAUCACUUCCCCUUCCUCCCGGACCACCUCCGCCUGCAGACCGCCAACCUCUUCUACCCGCCCAACUUCCACAAGGGAAUCUUCUGGAACAACAACCCGCGCCUGAUCUAUCUCGGGAUGCAGGACCAGCGCUUCACCUUCCCGCUCUUCGAUGCACAGGCGUGGUACGCACGCGACGUCAUCCUGGGACGGAUCACGAUCCCUGGGAAGGAGGAACGAGAGCGGGACGCGGUCCCGUGGCGGGAACGGGAAGCGGCGUGGACGCCGGCGGAGAAGGACGAGGGGAUCAUGAUCCACUUCCAGGGGGAGUACAUGCAUGGAUCUCCUGGACGCCACUGA
Paramacrobiotus metropolitanus is the source of this 636-nucleotide messenger RNA. RefSeq lists its product as uncharacterized. Lineage: Eukaryota; Metazoa; Tardigrada; Eutardigrada; Parachela; Macrobiotidae. The transcript has a single exon. Gene Ontology annotation, molecular function: flavin adenine dinucleotide binding; NADP binding; N,N-dimethylaniline monooxygenase activity. Bases 1 to 636 code for a protein of 211 amino acids. The record is from RefSeq and is a predicted model, not a curated record.